This is a messenger RNA of Tripterygium wilfordii, 1187 nucleotides long. Its product is annotated as secretory carrier-associated membrane protein 3-like. Gene Ontology annotation, biological process: protein transport. NCBI's taxonomy places the organism in Eukaryota, Viridiplantae, Streptophyta, Magnoliopsida, Celastrales, Celastraceae. The transcript has 12 exons. The coding region runs from base 146 to 1024 and encodes 292 amino acids. The record is from RefSeq and is a predicted model, not a curated record. Gene Ontology annotation, cellular component: trans-Golgi network membrane; recycling endosome membrane.
CUUCGCUUUCAGUUGUUGGGAAGGCCCCUCAAAUUUCAUUUUAUUUUGCUCUUCAAACUCCGUCCCCGACAAGCGUUCUCUCUUUCUACGCACCGUUGAAAUCUCAAAUUCGUCCAGCUGAUUCUGCUCUCUAGCUUUGCUUCUAAUGGCUGGGCGCUACGACAAGAACCCCUUUGACGAAGAAGAAGAAGUUAACCCUUUCUCUAAUCCGGGACGUACUGUUCCUGCUGCAAAUUCAAGGCUUUCACCACUUCCACCAGAACCCGUUGAUUUCUAUGAUCGUGGUGCCACGGUUGACAUUCCUCUUGACACGGAAGGACCAAAAUCGCAGGAUUUAAAGAAGAAAGAAAAGGAGCUCCAAGCGAAGGAAGCAGAAUUGCGUAGGAGAGAACAGGAGGUAAAGCGAAAAGAAGAUGCUGCUGCGAGAGCUGGAAUUGUUCUGGAGGAGAAAAAUUGGCCCCCAUUUUUCCCAAUUAUCCAUCAUGAUAUUGCAAAUGAGAUACCAAUUCAUCUACAGAGGGUGCAGUAUGUUGCAUUUUCUACAUUUUUAGGAUUGACUUUGUGCCUUUUUUGGAAUAUCAUUGCCGUCACAACGGCAUGGAUUAAAGGAGAAGCUGUGAGAAUCUGGUUCCUUGCAAUCAUCUACUUCAUAGCAGGGGUUCCCGGAGGAUAUGUGUUGUGGUAUCGGCCACUUUAUCGUGCUUUCAGGACUGAAAGUGCUUUGAGGUUUAGUUGGUUUUUCCUGUUUUAUUUGCUCCAUAUUGGUUUCUGCAUUUUUGCUGCAGUUGCUCCUCCUAUAGUUUUCAGAGGAAAAUCUCUCACAGGCAUCCUUCCUGCUAUCGAUCUCCUCGGUGACCAUGCCUUGGUUGGGAUUUUCUACUUUGUUGGAUUUGGAUUAUUUUGUGUUGAAUCGGUGCUCAGUAUGUGGGUUAUGCAGCAAGUAUACAUGUACUUCCGUGGCAGUGGGAAAGCUGCCGAGGUAAAGCGUGAGGCUGCAAGAGGUGCGAUGAGGGCAGCAAUAUGAAGAACUCUGUGUUACUGGAGAGGAACAUGAGACGACAAGCUCCUGUGUGCAUUUGUAUUUGUAUGUGCUCUAAGCAACAAAUUGACACUAGAAAUAUUGAUUGAUUAAGUCCAGCUUUUGUUACACCUUUCUCAUUUCUUGUUUGGUGCUUUGCUUUUUUUUU